UACCAACAGUUUAACGAGUAUGCAGUAUACAAAUUCGCAAAAUGAACAUCCUGAUGUUGAUGUAAAUAUUAGCAUAGUUGAUAUCCUUGAUUAUGUUGGAGAAUCUGUACGACCAAUCAAAGAAGGAUUUGCAGUAUACACAGCGAAUCACAUAGUGUGUAUUGGUUACCGUAAAAUUGAGCAAGCAACUGUGGAAGUGACUGGGUACGUAACUCAAACCUCUCAUCCAGGCCUCGCUCCACAUCAGAUUAAACUAAAUCUUGAGCCCGAAAUUUCGAAAUGGAUGCUAAAGUGCACUUGCAAAGCAGAUAUAACACAAGCUUGGGGAAUCACAAAAUCUGCAAAAAAGGCCCCAUGGGGAGCAAAACGUAUCACCGAGUUAUGUUGCGUUAAUCAAUCGAAGUCUUUGAAAACAACUGAUAGCAAAACUGAAGAACAACUACUAUCCACAAGCUUCAAUCGUAUUAUGUCUGUUUCUAGAGCAUCUGCCAUUAGCAAACAUAUGGAAGGAAGGCAUCUUAACAUUCCUAAUACAUAUGCGAAUCGUGCAAUUCAAAGUACCUCUGAGAUCAGCAAUGUUACUCAAUACAUUAAUGCUACUGAAUUGACCACCUGUUUAAGGCGUUCAACAUCCGGAGUAGUUAUUAGGCCAUAUGAAAUGAGUACGAUACAGUUUGAUUAUUUUGAUCAAUAUAUUCAAGUUGAUGUUGAUAUGAGCGUACGCAUGGCGUUGGAAACUAAAGAUCAAAACACGAACUCAUGGAAGAUAAACCGUACUAAACGAAUAACAGCUAGCUCAGCCUAUAAGCUUUUCACGUACUUGCGUAACAAAAAUCCAGAUUGGAGCAAAAAGAUUUCUCAAUACUGGGACAUACGAAAUUUAAAACUUGAGGCCACGAAGUAUGGUAAGGACACAGAGCCUCUUGCUUUCGAAUGUUACAAAAUAAAACGCAAUCCGAAUAUUAAAAAGUGUGGGUUGGUCAUACAUCCCGAUGAAUCGUGGAUUGCAGGAUCACCCGAUGGAAUUGAUCCAGUUUCCAAUAUACUAUUGGAAAUCAAAUGUCCUAUGAACAAAGAUGCAUCAUUGAAUGAUAUUAUGAACUGCGCUUCUGUUAAAGUUUUCAUCAAACAAGACUUCCAAUCCAGUUAUUAUUUAAAUAAGCGUCAUUGUUACUACUGUCAAGUUCAAAUCAAUAUGUGGUUACUAAAUCUUGAUUACUGUGAUUUUGUAUUGUACUCUACGAAAGACAAUGAUUUUAAUGUUAUUGAAGUUAUAUUUGAUAGAGAUUACGUUACUACCGUGAUUAACGAUUUGAAAACACUCUAUUUCAAUCGAAUGCUACUUAAAUUGAUAGAAGAUAACUGUUCCUCUAAAUGUUAAGUAACAGAUUAUUCAGCAGUUCUAUAAAGGUUUCGGUAUGAGAGAGAUAAAAAUGCUACUAAACAUGGCUAUAAACUGAUUCCAUUUGUUGUUUAUGUUAAAAGCCAAACGAACCGAUUUCAUCCGUAACGGUUUCCGGUUCCGGAAGUAGUGAUCAAAAACUCAAAAGCGGAACUCUUCAUUUUCUCAGAGACGGCUGAGUCAAUUUUAAUAAGCUUAGAUUCAGUCUUACGUUUCCAUAGACUGAUUUUAACUUUAACGUUCUGACUUCCGGAUUCGGAACAACAGGGUAAGAUGUGUUUAUAAUUUUAAAAUCGUCACCUAUAGCGAAAAUGCAAAAAAUCGAACAAUUCUUAUAAA
This is a messenger RNA of Malaya genurostris, 1741 nucleotides long. RefSeq lists its product as uncharacterized. The record is from RefSeq and is a predicted model, not a curated record. The coding region runs from base 20 to 1381 and encodes 453 amino acids. The transcript is spliced from 4 exons. NCBI's taxonomy places the organism in Eukaryota, Metazoa, Arthropoda, Insecta, Diptera, Culicidae.